Molecule: messenger RNA, 1536 nt
Organism: Fraxinus pennsylvanica
Lineage: Eukaryota; Viridiplantae; Streptophyta; Magnoliopsida; Lamiales; Oleaceae
Source: the annotation of a GenBank genome assembly
AUGGUGAGUAUGAGAUUGUUAAGUCUUGUGGGUAAUUCUUUUGGAUGUUCUGCAUCUGGGGAGCGUCUGGUUUCUGCAGCAAGAGAUGGGGAUCUUCAAGAAGCCAAGGCUUUAUUGGAGUAUAAUCCUCGCCUCGUGAGGUAUUCGACCUUUGGUGUUCGCAAUUCUCCCCUGCAUUACUCAGCUGCGCAAGGUCACCACGAGAUCGUUUCCCUCUUAGUUGAAUCAGGAGUUGAUAUUAAUCUCAGGAACUAUCGCGGGCAGACUGCUCUGAUGCAAGCUUGUCAAUACGGUCACUGGGAGGUUGUUCAAACUCUGAUUCUUUUCAAAGCCAAUAUCCACAGAGCUGAUUAUCUUAAUGGCGGAACUGCACUUCACUUAGCUGCUCUAAAUGGCCAUUCCCGAUGUAUCCGGCUUAUUCUUUCUGAUUACAUUCCUAGCAUUCCUAAUUUUUGCAGCAUCUUAAGGAAAAGAUCGAAAAAUGAUGAAUCCAUUUCAGAAAUUGAUUAUAGUGUACUCUACGAGGUCAUCAACAGACCUGCUGAUGGUGGCAUCACUGCCCUUCAUAUGGCUGCACUUAAUGGGCAUGAUGAAGCUGUUCAACUCCUCCUGGAUUUAGGGGCUUCCGUAUCUGAGGUCACGGUGGAAGAUGGAACUACAAUUGAUUUAAUUGGUCCUGGAAGCACACCCCUCCAUUACGCUGCUUGUGGUGGUAGUUCACAGUGUUGUCAGCUUUUGAUAAGAAGGGGUGCCAUUCUGAUUGCAGAAAAUGCUUAUGGUUGGACUCCCUUGAUGGUUGCUCGAUCAUGGCGUAGAGAUUCACUUGAGGAAAUUCUCAGCAGGCGUCCAGAAAGCCAACCACAGCUUAGUCUUUCACCAUAUUUAUGUCUUCCUCUUAAGAGCAUUGUUAAUAUCUCUAGAGAAUGUGGAUGGAGAGGCAACGAUGCGCUAUCCACAUGCAUAGAUCCUUGUGUUGUUUGCUUGGAAAGGAAAUGCACAGUUGCUGCAGAAGGUUGUCUUCAUGAGUUCUGCACACAUUGUGCUCUGUAUCUAUGUUCCACAAAUAGCAUCUCUACUGUAUCUCACGGUCCCCCGGGCUCAAUUGCCUGCCCACUCUGCCGGCAUGGCAUAAUUUCUUUCGUUAAGCUUCCAGGCACGAGGUCAGUAUGCAAGGAUAUUUCAAGAACAAGUUUGUCCUUGAAUUUUUGCACUUGCUCGGCCGAGGAUCCUGAACCCACCUUACUGGAAACCCCAUUAUGCAAGCCGGAAUUCUCGUGUGCUCGGAUCUCCCCACUCGGUUCCUCUUUCCGCUCACUUAGCUGCCAAAGUUUUCCUUCUGUGAAACUCCGCCCUAGCCUUUGCAUGGGAGCUUCAGACACUACUCCUUCUUUGAUUCCAAGAUCGAUCAACCGUAACUUGAGGAAUCAACUGAUUAGAUGUUCAAGAUCCAGCUUUAGGCGUUCAACUUCUCAGAAUGAAGGCAGAAGGUGGUUAUGCUCUUUUAACCAAUCUAUGGAAACUGGAAGCACCUGUUGA